Messenger RNA from Acanthosepion pharaonis, 573 nucleotides. The record is from the annotation of a GenBank genome assembly. Lineage: Eukaryota; Metazoa; Mollusca; Cephalopoda; Sepiida; Sepiidae.
AUGGGGAUUCGAACCAAAUCGACCACGGGGUUUCAAACCAAAUCGAACACGGGGAUUCGAACCAAGUCGAACACGGGGAUUCGAACCAAAUCUACCACGGUGAUUAGAACCAAAUCGACCACGCGGAUUCAAAACAAAUCCACCACGGUGAUUAGAAACAAAUCGACCAUGGGGAUUCGAAACAAAUCCACCACGGUGAUUAGAAACAAAUCGACCAUGGGGAUUCGAAACAAAUCCACCACGGUGAUUAGAAUCAAAUCGUCCACUGGGAUUCGAACCAAAUCGAACAUGGGGAUUAGAACCAAAUUUAACACGGGGAUAAGAACCAAAUCUAUCACGUUGGUUAGAACCAAAUCGCCCACGUUGAUUAGAACGAAAUCGACCACGGAGAUUAGAACGAAAUCGACCACGGGGGUUCGAAACAAAUCGACCACGGGGAUUCAAACCAAAUCUAUCAUGGUGAUUAGAAACAAAUCGACCACGUUGAACCAAAUCGACCGCGGGGAUUCGAACGAAAGCGACCACAGGGAUUCGAACCAAAUCGACCAGGGAGAUUCGAACGUGCGCCAGUAA